Messenger RNA from Leptonychotes weddellii (Weddell seal), 4648 nucleotides. NCBI's taxonomy places the organism in Eukaryota, Metazoa, Chordata, Mammalia, Carnivora, Phocidae. The record is from RefSeq and is a predicted model, not a curated record.
CGGGAGCCCGCCCCGCCCGCCCCGCUGCUCUCAGAGUCGGGGGCUCCUCCCAGAUGGGAUAAGCUGUAAAGAUGUUUAGUUUUGAAGGGGAUUUCAAAACGAGGCCCAAGGUGUCCCUCGGAGGCGCCAGUAGGAAGGAAGAAAAGGCUUCUCUUUUACAUCGUACUCAGGAAGAAAGAAGAAAGAGAGAGGAGGAAAGACGAAGAUUGAAAAAUGCAAUAAUUAUACAGUCAUUUAUACGAGGCUACAGAGACCGGAAACAGCAACACGCGGUCCAGAGAAGCGCGUUCGAUCGCUGCGCCGCCGCCUCUCAGUCCGGUGGUACUUUCUCCGUUGCCAGUGGCCCCAACCUUACCCUUUUGGUGAGGCAGCUUCUGUUUUUCUACAAGCAGAACGAAGACUCGAAACGUUUGAUAUGGAUGUAUCAGAACUUAAUUAAACACAGCUCUCUGUUUGUCCAGCAGUUGGAUGGAUCUGAGCGACUUACAUGUUUAUUUCAAAUAAAGAGGUUGAUGAGCCUCUGUUGCAGGUUAUUGCAAAACUGUAAUGAUGACAGUUUGAAUGUUGCACUUCCAAUGAGGAUGCUUGAGGUGUUUUCAUCUGAGAAUACUUACUUGCCUGUUUUACAAGACGCUAGCUACGUGGUGUCCAUCAUUGAACAGAUUUUGCACUACAUGAUUCAGAAUGGGUAUUAUAGAUCUCUCUAUUUGUUAAUUAACAGCAAGCUUCCAUCAAGUAUUGAAUAUUCUGAUUUAUCUCGAGUUCCUAUAGCAAACAUUUUGCUAGAGAAUGUUCUGAAACCAUUGCACUUUACUUACAACUCCUGUCCAGAAGGUGCAAGGCAACAAGUUUUUAGCGCCUUCACUGAGGAGUUGUUGGCAGCACCUUUUACAGAUCAGAUUUUUCAUUUCAUCAUUCCAGCCUUAGCGGAUGCACACACUGUUUUCCCUUACGAGCCCUUCCUGAGCGCACUGUUGUUCCCAGAGAGCAGGCGCUCCAAGACGAGCAGUGGGGCACCGUGGCUCUUCUUCUUUGUCUUAACUGUUGGCGAGCAUUACCUGGGGACCCUCUCUGAGGAAGGACUGCUGGUGUAUUUAAGAGUACUCCAGACCUUUCUCUCUCAGCUACCAGUUUCACCUACCGGCACGAGCUGUCAAGAUUCGGCCAGUGACUCAGAAGAUGAGGGUGAAGAGGCCGAUAAGCAGCCGAGCGCUCCGGAGGAUGGUAGGCUCUCAGUACCAUACAUAACGGAGGAGUGUCUGAAGAAGUUGGACACGAAGCAGCAGACCAACACCCUGUUAAACCUGGUGUGGAGGGACUCAGCCAGCGAGGAGGCCUUUACUCUGAUGGCAUCGAUCGGCCACACGCUUAUGGUGCAGCAUCGGAUGGUGGUGCCCAAAGUCAGGCAAGUGUUGUCUAUGGUGCCGCUGCUCCAGGUGAUCUCUAGGGGUUCUCCGAUGUCUUUGGAAGACUCCAGUCGGAUCAUCCCUCUCUUUUACCUGUUUAGCUCUCUCUUCAGUCACUCGCUAAUUUCCAUACAUGACAAUGAAUUCUUUGGAGAUCCCAUAGAAGUUGUAGGUCAAAGACAAUCAUCAAUGAUGCCUUUUACUCUUGAAGAGCUGAUAAUGUUGUCUCGCUGCCUUCGAGAUGCCUGCCUAGGGAUCAUCAAGUUGGCUUAUCCAGAAACAAAACCAGAAGUUCGAGAAGAAUAUAUUACAGCAUUUCAAAGUAUUGGAGUUACAACUAGUUCUGAAAUGCAACAAUGUAUACAGAUGGAACAGAAACGAUGGAUUCAGUUAUUUAAGGUGAUCACCAAUCUGGUGAAAAUGCUGAAGGCCAGAGACACAAGGAGAAAUUUCUGUCCUCCAAACCACUGGCUGUCAGAACAAGAAGAUAUUAAAGCAGAUAAGGUCACCCAGCUCUACGUCCCGGCUUCCAGACACGUGUGGAGGUUCCGGCGGAUGGGGAGAAUCGGCCCCCUGCAGUCGAGCCUGGACGUGGGUUUGGAGUCCCCGCCUCUGUCUGUGUCCGAGGAGAGACAGCUGGCCAUCCUGACAGAGCUGCCCUUCGUGGUUCCGUUCGAGGAGCGAGUCAAGAUCUUUCAGAGGUUGAUUUAUGCAGAUAAGCAAGAAGUUCAAGGAGAUGGUCCAUUUCUGGAUGGAAUUAAUGUCACAAUAAGAAGAAAUUAUAUUUACGAAGAUGCUUAUGACAAACUUUCCCCAGAAAAUGAGCCUGAUUUGAAAAAGCGGAUCCGUGUGCACUUACUCAAUGCCCAUGGCCUGGACGAAGCCGGCAUCGACGGUGGUGGGAUUUUCAGAGAGUUUCUGAAUGAGCUGCUCAAGUCAGGAUUUAACCCCAACCAGGGGUUCUUCAAGACCACUAAUGAGGGGCUCCUGUACCCCAGCCCGGCCGCUCAGAUGCUCGUGGGAGAUUCCUUCGCCAGACACUACUACUUCCUGGGCAGGAUGCUUGGAAAGGCUCUCUAUGAAAAUAUGCUGGUAGAAUUGCCCUUUGCUGGGUUCUUCCUGUCCAAAUUGCUUGGAACCAGCGCAGACGUGGACAUCCAUCAUCUCGCCUCGUUAGAUCCCGAAGUGUAUAAGAAUCUGCUUUUUCUCAAGAGCUACGAAGGCGACGUGGAGGAACUUGGGCUGAACUUCACUGUGGUGAACAAUGACCUGGGAGAGGCACAGGUAGUCGAACUGAAGUUUGGUGGGAAAGACAUUCCUGUCACCAGUGCCAACAGGAUCGCGUAUAUCCACCUUGUCGCCGACUACAGGCUGAACAGGCAGAUCCGUCAGCACUGUCUGGCCUUCAGACAGGGCCUGGCCAACGUGGUGAACCUGGAGUGGCUGCGAAUGUUCGAUCAGCAGGAGAUCCAGGUGUUAAUUUCUGGUGCACAAGUUCCCGUAAGUCUAGAGGACCUGAAGUCCUUUACAAACUAUUCAGGAGGCUAUUCCGCCGACCAUCCUGUAAUCAAAGUCUUUUGGAGAGUUGUGGAAGGAUUCACCGAUGAAGAAAAGCGCAAGCUGCUCAAAUUCGUAACGAGCUGCUCCCGACCCCCUCUCUUGGGGUUUAAGGAGCUGUACCCCGCGUUCUGCAUUCACAACGGAGGCUCUGACCUCGAGCGGCUCCCCACGGCCAGCACCUGCAUGAACCUGCUGAAGCUCCCCGAGUUCUAUGACGAGACCCUUCUGCGAAGUAAGCUUCUCUACGCCAUCGAAUGUGCUGCUGGCUUUGAGCUGAGCUGAGCCCAGACGGGGACUGACCCUCCGCAGAGGAGUGCCUGUGGCCGCACCGUGGGCAGCUCCCCCGGCCGCUGAGGGCGCUGGGGCCGGACUCCUGCAGCUCUCCUGCCCCCCUUCCCGUCCCUCACGCCCCCUCCUCCAUUUUCUAGAUGGUCCGUUAAGUCAUGGUCGCUCACUUAGAUGGACACUGCUUUUCCGAUAACUUAGAGUAACCAAUGUUAUGUGCCAUGUGGCUACUUUAGUAACUUUGCCAAGAAGAGCACAGUUUUAAGACUAGUGGCAACUCAGUGAAAUUAACCAAAGAUGAAGCUUUGGCUUUGCUGAUGGACUCGAGCCCUUCCUGGGCUGGGGGGUGCUGGGGGGGGGGCGGGGGGCAGCGCGUUUGCUCGGUCUGCAGAGACACUGGGUCUGAGAGAUAGAGAUGUGUCCUCUCUGGGCCCGUUGCUUCUCGUGUGGCUGAAUUGUUUACAGUCCUGUUAAAACUAAAGGCAUUUUCUCUCCUGCUGCCUUUUCCCAAAGUGGUUAGGUUUGGAAAAUACACAACAAUGAUAAUGCUGUAUUUGUGCUUUUUAAGCCAUUCCCCUGAAUGGGACUAGCAUGCUUGUUUCGGUUUACCGUUGACCGCAUCAUGGUGGUUUGGGUAUUCCUGUGUGUGGGUGUGUGUGAGGGGAGACUUCAUCCUUCUUCCAUUUCUGGCUCCACCUCGUGGCCACAGAGCUUCCGGGAGAGGGGAGGGGCUCGUCCGGUUCCCGCGGCCCGCGUGGCCCGCGAUCGGCGCGACUUGGAGAGAGCAGACACUGGCAUCGAUUCGAGUCACUUGAACCAAAGUGGGAGGCUGCGGGUUUGCACUGGGCGCCGCCUGCCAUGCGGGGCCUCGAGGCCGGCCGCCCUCCUCCCCCGGGGCUGCGCCCGCCCCUCUUGCCAGAUAUCUGGGCCGUGGGCCACGCUUCUGCACCCUCUGCUUCUCGACGGUGCUGCGCUGAAGGAAGCCUGGACAGUCCCCAGCGCGUGUCCGGGGGAGGAGUGGUGGUGACUCUCUCUUAAAAAGGCACUUUAUCAGGACCUACCUUGUUGCUGGGUGAUUUCGGUCUCUGAAAACGGAGAGCGCGUCAGAGCGUCAGUCAUGAGAGCCAGAGUGACCCUCGCUGAUGCUGGGGGCCUGGGGGCUCUCGCUCUGACCUCCCUCUGCCUCACCUAGCGUUUCCUGUCACUGGGCUGUGGGCUGUCCUAUGGAAUUGACCAGAAUUAGCAAUAUGCUUUUAAAUGUGGGGAAACUGAAUGACACUUUUAAGACAAUGACCAUAUCAAAACAAAAUGUAUAAUUUCAUAAUUUGAAUAAUAAAUUAAGUGUUUAAAUGCUAUUUGUAGUCUUGAUAUACAGAAAUAAAAUAAUUAGGGUUUGU